AUGAGGGGCUUUUUCCGGGCAAUUUUGCCCGCUCUUGUUUUUUCACAAGAGACAUUUACUCAGCUUUACAGUGAGAAAUUUCGAUUUCCUGAUGGAAACUCAAGACAACUCAACAUUCCCGUCACGCCAUUUUCAAAAGACUCGGAAAUGGUCCUUCUCGACUGGCAGACUGUCAUCUUCAGAGAUACUUCUUCUUCCGAGGAGAUCUAUUUGUGGAAGUCAACCGACCCCAUGAAUUUUACAAAGCUUCGUGUUCCAACUGCUGAUAUAAAUAGCUCCGAAGACUGUCUGAUAGACGGCCAGCAAGUCAGCUUUUAUGAGAACAUGAUCACCCGCGUUUGUCUCGAAUCCGGCUUUCUUGAAAUAAAACAAUGGCUUCUUGACGAUACAAUCCUCCAGCUGGUUUUCUCCAAAUCGUUCAAAGCAGAGGAUUCAGAUAUUCUUGCGAUCACUCAAAUCGCGCCACAAAUCGUUUUCGUCUCCAGCUCAGAGCGACUGUUUUACUACAAUCUUCUUCUCGACGAAGCUCAUGUCGUCAAUGAAUACUUUGAACCAGUCACAAAUGUGAUUUUGAAGUCGCAGCCUGAUUUGACGGAAGGGCAAAUCUUUUGCCAUUUGGCAACAGACCUUGGAUUCAACACAACAAAUUUCUAUGUCGAGGAUCUUCUGGAGGAUAAAAGCGAGUACGUCUUCGACUGGGAAUGGGACAGGACUCUGCAAACGACAGAUGGAGUCAUCACCGACUUUGACUUUGAAAUUACCAGUUAUGCAAUCAGAAAGAUCAUGACCGUGGAUGUCGCAUCUGUCAAUGUUAGAUACGCUGAUGGGUCCUGGUGGAGGAUGGGGAGUACCAAACAAGGGGUGCCUUUUGGGAAUGCUACCGCCGUAGGAGUCAUUGAUUGGGGCAAAUAUCAGCCGGACUCGGAAAGGAGAUUGGAAACGAUAUCAUUCCAGGAUCCCGGGCUCGUCGCUUUUGUUGGAACAAAGUCGGGAGUUUUCUUCCUCGAAGAAGGAAGUUCAUCCCCCUGGCGAGUUCUUGAAGGCUAUCGCUGGCUUGUUGGUAACGAAGUUGAAGCCCUUAAUAUUCUAUGGCCUGAUUAUUACAGUCAAGGAGCGUUGGUCAAGACCACGGAUGGAUUGAGCUGGAUAACGGUGAAUAAAAAUCAGACCUUCGAAGACAAAUCCGACAAAGUCCUAGAAGUCUACAACUCUGGUCGCCACGGACUAAACCUUCUAGGCCCAAAUCAUCCGAUGCACGGACUUGUUUCUUCAAUCGGUUAUCCUGAGUUCGGAAACCCGGCGAAAAACCUAUCUCAAGGACCGAGUGACAAUGAUGGUCUCUGGACAUCAAUGCUUCUUGCCGCGGAGAGUUUUCGAUAUUCCGUUACUGGGGAUGAAAGAGCGAAAGCAAAUGCCGAGCAUAUGUACAGUGGGACUAGGCUCUUACAGGAUGUAACUGGGCAGCGAGGACUUCUAGCUCGCUGUAUUUCGACGUCAUCAAACAACGACCCAAAAUGGCAGAAAUGGGAACCAAACGAACUCCCCUGCGACCAAUGUGAAGAACUUUGGUGGAAAUCGACAAUUUCUCAGGACAGUAUCGUCGGCCACAUGUUUGUUGAUCCAAUCUACGCUGAGCUAGUGGCAGAAGAAGAGGAUAAAGAGUUUGUCAUUCGAGGAUUUCUAGAUAUUUUGGACCGGAUUGUUGAGAAUGGCUACACGAUGCCAGAUUACGACGGCGUUCCUACGAAAUGGGGCCACUGGGAUCCCUAUUCGAUCAACAACGAUAUGGACAGAUAUUCAGAGCGUGGCUUGAACUCGCUUCAAAUUCUUUCCUAUCUUGCUGCCGGCGAAGUUUUGGCGAAAAAAUAUGGAAUCACGGCGAAAAAUGAUUACAUGGCGCAUUUUGAUUAUCUUUAUAAUGAGGAAAAUUAUAAAAGAAAUCUUGGAAAUGUCAAACUUCAGGCGACGAGCGAGGAUAAUUACAGUGACGAUGAGCAGCAAUUUUUGGCGUUCUACUUGUUCUAUUUCACGGUCAUUCGUGACUCUCAGUUUUCAAGUUUAGACGAAAAAACAAUUAUGGUCUUCAAAAACUCCAUCUACAAAACCUGGAAACACGUCAGCUACUCCGAAAAUUCUGUGAUGGCGGGAAUCUUUCUCGCACUUCUUGGAGAAGAUGUUUCUGAUGAAGAUAAGAAGCUCACAAAAAACAUUCUUAUCAAAGAUUUGGUGAGAAUGCCAAUUUCCCAAGUGACCUGGGACUAUAACGCGACCCCGGGAGAGAAUCGAAAGGACAUGUACUUGGACCCGAAUCAAGAUCGUUGGGGAGAUUAUGGCUCUCACGUGACCGUCCCGAUUCCAAAAGACGAGCAAGCCUACCUUCAGUGGAACAAAGACCCGUUUAUGUUUACCGGCUCUGGCGGCAACCGAGAAUACCCCGGAACUGUUUAUCUGCUUCCUUACUGGCUUGCUAGAUUUGAAAACAUUCUCUCUUCUUAG
Molecule: messenger RNA, 2496 nt
Organism: Oikopleura dioica
Lineage: Eukaryota; Metazoa; Chordata; Appendicularia; Copelata; Oikopleuridae
Source: the annotation of a GenBank genome assembly